ACAAUCUGAGGGCAACAGACUCUCAGUCAACAGAGAUGACACUGGAAUGGGUGAGACCCCAACCUGCUAUGGAAGAAAAGUGGAAGGUUGAGUACUCUGGGAAAAAGUUUUACAACAACAGCUUUUCACACGAAGGCAGCAAAGAUGUACAGGGAACAACAAAAUAUACCCUUGAUAAUUUGGUACCAGGUACCAAAUAUGACCUUCGGGUUUAUGGAAUCUCAAAAUGUGGAAACAACGGAUUCCCUUCAUCUUUGGAAGUAGAAACAAAAAUAGGAGAGCCAUUGGCUCCAGUUGUACUAUCACUGACCACCAGGAAGGUCGCUGAGUUGCAGGCUGAAAUUGAUCUGUGGCCUGCUGAACAAAGGAAUGGUCCAAUAAGUGCUUAUCAAAUAAUCAUUCUUAAAGUCUCUGAUUGUGUUCAAGAGCUUCCCAGGGAUUUUGAUUUGAAGCUGAAAGAUUUGAACGACAAAAAUUUGAACUUUUAUCCGUUUUACAUUGCUGCGGAAAUCGAAAAUGAUCCUGUGCGUGAGAAAUCUUGGAAAUUUACUGUUGGUGACGGGAAAUCUUAUGGAACUUUUAUCAACAAAGAACUGACGAAAGGAGAAAACUAUUUUGCCUAUGAAAGAGCCAUAAGUCGUUUCAAUGGUGUAAGUAAAUUUGGGUGUUGUUUAAUUGUUCUUUAA
Molecule: messenger RNA, 686 nt
Organism: Pocillopora verrucosa
Lineage: Eukaryota; Metazoa; Cnidaria; Anthozoa; Scleractinia; Pocilloporidae
Source: RefSeq, a predicted model, not a curated record